Drosophila navojoa is the source of this 899-nucleotide messenger RNA. It is a transcript of the gene CCAP, whose product is annotated as Crustacean cardioactive peptide. The record is from RefSeq and is a predicted model, not a curated record. NCBI's taxonomy places the organism in Eukaryota, Metazoa, Arthropoda, Insecta, Diptera, Drosophilidae.
GAGUAAACUGCUUUAAGUUUGCAGCAUUAUUAUAAGUUCGCUUAAGGCCAAAACGUCAAAACCUCAAGAAUGCGUUAAGGACAAGUGGGCGGUCUCUGGGUAAGGUCGGGAAAAACACAAAAUGCUAUUAACUGCCAACCAAAAUACAUUCGCUGCGCCACGGGCCGUCCUGUCGCCUCCUGAAAGGAACAAGUCUCACAUUGCGUAGCCGACAUGUUGACCAAGGCCCGCGAACGCAAUACACCAUCAAUUGCUUCUGAAGCGUUAAACAGUGCAGGCGCUAAACGGAUUAUCUAGAAAGAAAAAAAAAACAAUAGACCAAGUGCUAAGCAUCAAUAUGAGAGCCAGUGUAGAGAUUUGCUUUUACCUAACUGCUAUUCUUAUAUGCAUGUACACGGCAAACGCUUCGCUCGAAACCGAAAACAAUGAAGUGAAUCACAAGCUCAGCGGUGUUAUACAAUGGAAAUAUGAGAAAAGACCUUUUUGCAAUGCCUUUACAGGCUGUGGACGUAAGCGCACCUCGUACCCCUCCUAUCCGCCAUUUUCGCUUAUCAAACGCAAUGAGCUCGAGGAGAAGCCCUACAAUAACAAUGAGUAUCUAUCGGAAGGGUUGAGCGAUCUGAUUGACAUCAAUGCGGAGCCCGCUGUUGAGAACGUGCAGAAGCAGAUAAUGUCGCAGGCCAAGAUAUUUGAGGCCAUCAAGGAGGCCAGCAAGGAGAUCUUCAGGCAGAAGAACAAACAGAAAAUGCUCGAGAACGAACAACAGCUGCAGCAACAGCAACAGCAAUUGGAGCAGCGCGACAACAACUAAUAUGACGAAACCCGAUAAGGAUAAUUACCCCCAAGUUAAACACAUGAAAUCGUUUUGUAAAUAAAUAAUCAGUCUACGAAUAUAUGUA